Liolophura sinensis is the source of this 8278-nucleotide messenger RNA. RefSeq names its product rho GTPase-activating protein 7-like. The record is from RefSeq and is a predicted model, not a curated record. The transcript has 15 exons. Gene Ontology annotation, biological process: actin cytoskeleton organization; regulation of Rho protein signal transduction; signal transduction. Lineage: Eukaryota; Metazoa; Mollusca; Polyplacophora; Chitonida; Chitonidae. The coding region runs from base 538 to 4050 and encodes 1170 amino acids. Gene Ontology annotation, molecular function: lipid binding; GTPase activator activity.
GCAUUGGGAAAUGACAGGGCGGAUCUUGUAUGACCAUAUGGCCACAUUGGAACCACAUGUGUGUCUCUUGUGGUAAUUUUUCGCCCUAGAACAAGGGUGUUACUGAGUUCCACUGUUACACAUCGCACUGUUGUCCGGACCAUCCGACUGUAAUGUUGCUGAGGCGCGCGCUCUUCGCACUCACCUUGCUGCGACAUGUGUUUGCACCCGGUCACCAACUUGCCAUUGUGGCACUAGAAUAAUCCAUUACCCGAUGGCAAAGUCAACCAGCCUUUUUUGAAUUUCUCUCUUUUGUAUCGUAUUGUGACAGCAACAUUUUUUUUGCAUCCAAAAUGUUUGAUACAUAAGGAGAUUUGUAUACUGACUACCCUGGUUGUUGUAGACUUGAUUGACAGGUUCCCCUGAGUCAGUUGACAGUGGCUCUGUUCUGAAGCAACUCAAUUGUCACCCGUCAUGACACGGAAAUGUAAGACACGUUGUUCGGUGAUGAUUUAACUUAGAUUCUGUUGGACAAGUUUUUUUUUUUUUUUGAAAAGUAUGAGAAACCCAUUCAGCAGAAUGACUUUUUUAAACCCUAAUCAUUCCUGGACCCGGAGUUUUAGUGCUCGUGUGAGAGGAUUCCGAAAAGGGUCAUUUGAUAGAGAUGUGGGUGCCAAACGCAGGAGAAGACUCAAAGAAUUAGAAGCCUCAGAAGCUUGCACUUGGCUGAGGGCCGCUGGUUUUCCCCAGUAUGCACAACUCUAUGAAGAUGGCCUGUUUCCCAUCGAGCUGACCAGUGUAGAAGUGGACCAUGACUUUUUAGACUCAGAUUCUAUUCAGCCCUUGUAUAGGCGACUGAACACAUUAAACAAAUGUGCUCUUUUGAAAGUAGAGGCUCCAUCCAGGAAAGUGACGGAUGACUCAGAUGAAGAGGACCAGUGUGCUCUCAGUGACAAGUGGAAAUAUCUGCGCACAAGUCGUCGCUGGUCACGGAAAGAUCUGGACAUUGGUCAGUGUGUGGCCCACAGCCCAGUGCUGCGCUCAGCCAGUAGCCAUGACAGCCUUCUGACCGAUCAGGACAGUGUGGGAAUGACCGGUGAUGUCCGCAAGGGCGAUUCGCGCGGACAGAGGCAGCCAAACAAGAUGUCACAGCCCAGCACUCUGACCACGGACUCCAACCAGAAAAUGAAACGUUCCACAUCUGGUUCUUUCAUAGUGAGUCCAAGAUUGAGGAGAGCCGCCAGCGAAAGGAUCAAAAGUGCGCGUAAUUUGCUGAAAAGGGUUGAAAGCUUUAAAAGAAGUCGAAGUCGAAAGGCUCCCACAAACAUUUCUCAGAUUAGCCAGCCUGUCAUUGUGGACUCCAAAGACAUGCAGGCCAAGAUACAGCAUUUGAACUGUAAGGAGAUUACUCCCUGCCCUGACACAACAGCAGCGACAAGUCCGGAAGUUGUUAGCAGUCCGGAACUUCCGAGAAAGGUGGAUAACGGCACAAAUUCCCACCUGGGAUUUGCCUCGGCGUCAUCUGAGGACAUGUCUGAUAAUUCUAGGACGUCCCCUGAAUUGGGGGAGAAAGGUGAUAGUAAGACAUUGGACCGACCCAAACCCCUUCCUCCAGCUGACCUGUUCACCCCUCUGUCACAUACAGAGAUGGACAGCUCCACACAGGCAAUCUCCACAGCAGCCAGAGCCGCUGUGGAGAACCGAAUCUCCCGGCGGUCCAAUCGGAUUAGUCAUUUUGCCAAUUCCCCAGAGCUGCCGCACCACUCAGAUAUUCCCUUACAAACUUACUACUUACCUCAGGAUUAUAUUCCUGGAAGUUUUCCAAAAGAACUCUCCAAAGGCAGUGGGGAGGCGGAGCCGUGUGCGCGGGUGAGGUUACGGACAGUCAGCGGGAGUCCCGAGGUGGACCAGGCGCAGUCGGCCACCAGUGACCACCGUGCUAGCGUCUACGACAACGUUCUCACGGACGACGAGUUGGCAGCGGCACACAAAGAGCUGGAUAUUAUACUCCAUGAACUGUUCCAGGAUAUCAACGGCUUGAGCCAUGUUCUUAACUCCAGUGAACCUGAAAUGACAGAUACAUCAGAGAGUACAGCUCCCCUAGUGGUAGAUUCAGACGACAGUCUUCCUAAACCUUCUCCUGUGAAGGAUGAAGUGAGUGACGGCAGAGGUAGCUUGUCGUCGCCCGGAGAGGGUGUGACUUCGACAUGGCCUCAAGAUGGGGGGACUUCACAGGGAGAAACUGGCAAUGUGUCACUACAGUGCGAGUUUGGCACUGUGUCGUCACAGGGCGAGUUUGGAACUGUGUCGUCACAGGGCGAGUUUGGAACUGUGUCGUCACAGGGAGAGUGUGGGACUGUGUCAUCACACAAUGCUAGCGAGAUUGAGGGCAGCAGAGAGAGGCGUGACUCGGGGGUGGGGUCAUCGCUAACCAGAGCUCCCAGUGACAGAAGGCGCACAAGAAUCCGAUGGCACAGUUUCCAGAAGUCUCACCGACCAAGCUUUAACAGCCGGAGUCUUCAGAUUAUUGGAUUUUCUGCUGGGCAGCUCAUGGUGCUAAAGAAACUAGCCAUGGUAAAACUAACCGCCAUAAUGGAGAAGUAUUCUCCGGUCAACAGGACAGGCUGGAAUUGGGUGGUCAACCGUUUGAUGAAACGCCCCAAAACCCCCGAUUACAAGGAUAAGAACAUCUUUGGAGUGCCUCUGCUGGUGACACUACAGAGAUCGGGGCAACCUAUCCCACAGUGCUUGCUGUAUGCAAUGCGCUUUCUCAGGAAAACCUCUAAGGACGCAGUGGGAAUAUUCCGCAAAUCAGGAGUACGAUCGAGGAUACAAAAGUUACGAAAUGAUCUCGAGCAAAGACCCGACCAGGUAAACUUUGUAGAUGAGCUGCAGGCCUAUGACGUCGCUGAUCUACUGAAGCAGUACUUCAGAGAGUUACCUGAGUGUCUGCUGACCAACAAGCUCUCAGAGACAUUCAUCAGCAUAUUCACCUAUGUUCCCCCUGACCUAAGGCUGGAGGCGCUUCAAUCAGCGGUGAUUCUCAUGCCAGAUGAAAACCGUGAAGUUCUUCAGUCUCUCCUCCUCUUCCUCAGUGACAUCUCCCUGUCCUCAGAUGAGCACCAGAUGACAGCCAGCAACCUUGCAGUCUGUUUUGCCCCAUCACUAUUUGCGAUCUGCGGCACUCGCAGUCUACCACCCACGGCCAGCCCUCGUAUGAAACGUUCCAACAACAAAGGCCUUGGGGUGCCGGAUCAGAGAGAACUUUUAGACCAGAAAGCUGCUCAUGAGUGUCUCACCAUGAUGAUUGUACAGUGUAAACAACUGUUCAUGAUCUCAGCAGAAACCUUAACGAGAUGUCGCUUCUCUUACAUGGAGGAAGGAGAGCCUGUGUCUCUGGAGGAGUUGUGUAAGACGGAUGAGUUAUCUGCCCCUGAUAUCACAAAUUAUGUGGACUCGUGUAUAAAGGGCAUCCUGAAGGAGGCUCGUGAGAAGUUUAAGAGCUGGACAGCCUUGCCCGGGGUUGAGGAUGUGGACUUGUCAUACAAGAAGGUUGGGGACGGUCAUCCGCUGCGGCUCUGGCGUUGUUCCGUGGAGGUGGAAGCUCCGCCCACUGAGGUCCUCAACAGGAUUCUGUCAGAGCAAUAUCUGUGGGAUGAAGACCUGUUACAGUGGAAGACAGUGGAGAAAAUCAACAACCAGACCGAUGUAUUCCAGUAUGUGAGGAACUCCAUGGCACCUCAUCCAACGAGAGACUACUGUGUCCUCAGAUCAUGGCGGACUGACCUGGCUAAGGGAGCCUGUGUGCUGGUGUCCACCUCCAUAGAUCACCCCGGGGCACCCCUGCUGGGAGGGGUGAGGGGAGUCGUCCUGGCCUCUAGGUACCUGAUAGAGCCCUGUGGGUCGGGCAAAUCCCGCCUCACCCACCUCAGUCGUAUAGAUGUCAGAGGGAAAGGUCCAGAGUGGUACAGCAAGGUAUACGGUCACAUCUGUAGCAACUUCAUGUGCAAGAUAAAGGCAUCUUUCACACACGGAGACAACAUUUCAGAGGGGCCAGAAACAAAGGUUUAACAAAUUGUUCAACAGGCUUAAGGAUACCCAUGAAUAAACUGCACAAAAUUGUAGCAAAAAAGUAACCUGGUUUAGCAGAGAUUGAGUCGAGUGUUCCCUAAAAUGGAGGCAAGCAAAAAGGGAUAAAUCUUCACACCUGAAUUUGAGAUGGGUACAGAUUGAUGGAGGCAUCUUCCUAGCAAAGGACAGAUGCGAAAAGGGAUUGAAAGAAAAAAGGGUGAAUUUUACAAGACUUCAUUAUUUUCCCAGGAUACAGCCAAACACUGAAACCAGGAAGACAUGCAGGUUUUUUUUUUUUCCUCAUAGAACUGCCUCGACAGAUAAUACUACUGUGGGGCGAAAAAUCAUGUUGCAAUCGCAACAAUUUGCAUGAAGUCAUGGUGGCUGCCUGAUCAUGGCUAACAUUUGUCACUGCCCUGAAAUGUUAGUAAAACCAGCAGAGUCACUGGAGAAAUGCCAUUUUUGUGAUGAACUGUAAAUUUGGGUCUGUACUCAGCUUAUAAAAAUAGUGUUAUAAUGUAUAUAUGUACUCGUGGGAGAAAACAGUGCUGUACAAAGUUACAUCCCCCCCCCCCCUCCAUUGUCAUCUGCAAUCUGUAAUUGAAAUGUGCCAUUUUUUUUCAGUCUGUCACUUAAGUCUCUCUUUUUUUUUUUUUUUAUUGAUGUCGUAUUGACAUUAUUUGCAUGAUUCACUGUUUGUCUCAGCUGCUCAGCGUUCCCAUUCUGCAUGGAGUUGUCUCCCCUUACAGCUGUGAGCAUUCUAAUCUGACUUCCUUUCUCGAUGUUCAUGUCUCACUGAAUAAAACCAUUCCUGGCCAGAGGCCACUUUCAGAAAAGCUUCAGUCAUAAAUGACUUGUAUUGACAUUGUCUAGCCUAUAAAGGCAUAAGAUACAUGUAGUAUAACUUUGUGAGUAAAAUCAAUUUAAAAACUUUGAUGAAAGUUGACCAUGAAAUCAGCCAAUGAAAUUUGCAUAAUGAUUCACCUUCAGUAAUAUUCAUGACAUUAAUGUUGGGAAAGAUCCUGCCUUAGGUAUCACACUAAGAGAUCAUGUGAUAUUAGUUGGCAUGGAAACAUUAUGGGUCUCAAUGGGGGUCUUCUAGUUUACCACUGAGUGGAGAUAGUUUUGUGAUAGUUGCCAUGACAGUACCAUACUCUGUGUUCAUUUGUAAUGUGCCAUGUUCUAACAGUGCUAGUACACAGCAUUUUACAGUUUUUUCCCCGCUCUUUGUCAUGGUGUGAAAUAGAAGUGCUACCUCUUGAUUAGUUGCUGCCAAAUGACAUAAUAAUGCAAAGACAGGUCUUAUUUCGCGUAUUGUAAUCAGAAUGUUUCUUGUCACACCAGCUAAUACUGAUUGUUGCACUCGCUCGUUACACGGUUAUCACAGUUAAUUGUAAGACAGGUUGUUAAGUUACUGAACUUAACGUUUCUUUUAUUAAAAUACUUCACAAACUGAUGAUUAAUUUAUAUGGCACCAGUAGAAAAUAUUGAACAUAUUUUAAGCGUUUUAUCAAAGGGCUUCUAAAUGUAAUAAAUACUGGUAAAUAUUUUCACAACUAUAGUGCAACAGUAUGCAAUUUUCAUACAUAGUAAAUAUUAUAACGUACGAACGUUUUCGGUAUUGAAACUGAGAACCUGAAAGUUGAUGGAACUGAUAUUAAAACUAUAUAUGUAUCUUAAGCUACUGGCCGUAAGUGGGAAGGUCUGACAGCAACCUGCGCAUGGUUGUGGGUUUCCCCCGGGCUGUGCCCGGUUUCCACCCACCAUAAUGCUGGCCGCCGUCGUAUAAUUGAAAUAUUCUUGAGUACGGCGUAAAACACCUGUCAAAUAAAUAAACAAAUAAAUCUUAAGCUAAAACUGUGAAAAUCUUAAUCUUCCUUUUUUGUUUGAACUUGAGUAAAUUGCUAACUUGAUUUUCUAGUGAUGAUCUAAGAUUAAUAGCCUCACCCGAUUCUGUAUCACCCCCUUUAUCACCCCUCCCCAUCAAUUCUCCUUACCCCUGAGGGUUUACACAGUAAACAUACAGAACUCCUAACCAAUAUGUAAAUAAAAUUCCCAUGUCAUUUAGUUUCCUGCAUGUAAGAAAAACACAAAAAGAGUAAUCCAUUAUAGCCUAGCUAAAUCUGGUUACAGGUCAAUUAUAGGACAUUGUAAAUUUGAAAUAUUCUUGAGUACAGUGUAAAACACAAAUCAAAUAAAAAAGUAAAUAAAUAAGUUUCCAGUAUCUGCAGAAUAUUAUAUAAUAAAGUUACAGCAUGAUACAUGUAUUAUUUUACUCUUUGUACUGUAGCUGUGCUAGCUAUUAUUUUCAACAUCAACUCCUAACAUCUGUUUUUUUUUUUUUAGUGUCUAACAAAAUCAAAUCAUUAACAAUGGGAUGAAAAGGCCACUAAGUUGUAUUUAAUAAGUUUUCCUGAAUCUUUGUGUGAAGUCAUUUCUUCAGAUUACUGUAUGUAAAUCUUUAUGAUCAUGGCUGAGGCUGUAUUGAAUAUCGUAAGUGGGGAUGGUCUGACAGCAACCUGUGGAUGGUCGUGGGUUUCCCCCGGGCUGUGUCCGGUUUCCUCCCACCAUAUUGCUGGCCGCCGUCAUAUAAGUGAAAUAUUCUUGAGUAAACCACCAAAUCAAAUAAAUAAAUAAAUAAAUAAAUACUGUAUGGAAUAACAUCUCCAAACACUAGUGCUUAUGUUCUAGAGGAUAAAAUCACAACCUAGCUUACGUGUAUGCAGAUAGCAUGGUUAGCAAAUCUUGGCUUGGUUGAAGAAUUGACCAAUUGUCGCUGACAUUCUAUAGCGGUAAGAAUUACUGCAUAUGUUAUAUAGUGAGAAGCAUUUCUAGUAUUCAUUGAUAUUACUGAAUAAAAACAACAUUUUAUUUUCCAACGGAAUGCACAAAGUUGUCCUCUGUGUUAGUGUCUGUACAUACGCUUUAUGAUGAUAUCUUGUUUUACUGCCAAGGAAAAGGAUGAGGUUGUUAAGGAAUAGCUGUUGCCCAUGUGAGGUAUAUUUUCUUGAAACAGAACCUCAGCAUGUCAUCAUCGCAGCAAAGCAAGCUAUUUUAGUCAAGGAUGUGCUUCAACUAUGUGCUUCUCUAUUUAUAUUAUGUCAUUUGGUAUGUUGUGUCAACUGAGAAUUUACAAGUCAUUAGAUAAUGGUCACAGGGAAAAUAAAUUAAUAUGACCUCUGGCCUUUUAUGGGUGAUGAAAACCAUACUUUACAUGAAAUUGAGGUGGGAUUUAGUUGAUGCUUUUUAUUGAAAAUUGUGACCACCAAAAAUAUACAGUACCGGUAAUUUACUUUAAAAAUGUUCUCGGCAGUACACAAUGCACAAGUGUUGUGGACCUCCGAUAGAUGUACAAUGUACAUGUACUUAAUGUUGGUUUCAAGUCGUAUUUUUUGUCUUAUGUAUCAUUUAUUUUGCAGCUUUAAAAUACGGGUCCUUGUUGGUAGAAUUUGGAAAAGGUAGCAAAACUGUGCCGUAUAAUAUUUUCGACGUCGGGCUGUUAAAUGCAUUUACCUAAUAAAUUGUUUUUUUGUGGUGUCCCAGGGAGAUUGUGCGUGUGAAACUAAAGAGAGGGUGUCUGAAGUGAUAGUCAUAGACUUGUUAGUUGAAAUGAGUUACCGUUAACAGGCUCCAAUUACCUGUCAUUUGUACAAGCAACCAAUAAGGUUUAACAGUUCUGCUGUCAAAUUUGAGCUCUUGUGGCUCUGUUAAGAUAUUUACCUUUCAUUUAUACAUGUAUAAGCACUGAAUAAGGUUUCCUAUUUCUGCUGUCAGAUUUUGGAGUUCUUGUGAUGUCCUCUUAUCUACAUUACCUGUUCUAUGACUAUAAUAAUCAGAAAUAAUCCUAUUUCAUUGGUACUAGUUUAUUAUUUUUGCUCUACCCUUUAAUAAACACUCAUUUGUUCUGGCAUAAUUGUAAAACAGGACGUGGCAAAGAAAAUGCUACUUCUCAUCGCUGACCAAUGAACCUGUCCUACAAGAAAUGUAGAAAUGACCAAUGAACUGUAAGCAUUAUACACACACUGUAUCUACUUAUGUAUACCUAUAUCUGUAUGUAUAUUCUGAAACUCUACUGUGAUAUUUCUCUGUCUGCGACCAGUCAGCUGGUCUCUCCACUUGUGGGUCAUUUUUACAGAUAACCUGUAUUCAGUAACCAAAUAGAUGACCUUCAGAAAAUCCAGAAGCCAUUGUACGUCAAAGGUGGAAAUAAAUGUGAUUUAUUUCUGAA